AUGAGAGAAAUCUUCGAGAAAUUGUUAACAGUGCUUCUGCCUACAGUACCGCCUAUCUGCUAUGGAAGGAUGCUGGAGCGCCAAGCAGCUAUGAAGCAGCAAGAGUUAUCGAAUACAUCUGUAUCCUACGGCAGAAAGCCACCAACACCCCAGGAUGUUGAGUACACCUACUUCCUCAGCGUUUUACUCGACUCCCUCUAAACAAUGAAGGCAUCAUAGGCCACAUUCGAGUUUUGCUAUGUCUUUUAUUCAAAUCGCAC
Cylicocyclus nassatus is the source of this 260-nucleotide messenger RNA. The record is from the annotation of a GenBank genome assembly. NCBI's taxonomy places the organism in Eukaryota, Metazoa, Nematoda, Chromadorea, Rhabditida, Strongylidae.